Molecule: messenger RNA, 2103 nt
Organism: Hibiscus syriacus
Lineage: Eukaryota; Viridiplantae; Streptophyta; Magnoliopsida; Malvales; Malvaceae
Product: LRR receptor-like serine/threonine-protein kinase GSO1
Exons: 3
Coding region: 1-2103 (700 amino acids)
Molecular function (GO): protein binding
Source: RefSeq, a predicted model, not a curated record
AUGGUGCUGUUGUUAUUCCAGUAUCGUCUUCUUAUCUACUCCCUCAUGCUUUCCCUUGCAUCAUCAUCAUCACCCUCCUUAUCUCCACCUGCAAUUUACCUUCUUCAGUUUCUUAACAGCCUCCCAAAACACUCAGCUUCUGUUACCAUGGAAUCAAUCAGUUUCUCAUUGCCAAUUGGCUUUGGGUUAUCUGGUAUGUUAAACAACUCUGUCCCUUUUCUUUGCCUCCACAAGCGUAUGGUCUCUCUUGAUCUCAGUGGCAACAGUUUCAGUGGUAAUAUACCUCAAAUUCUGGGAAACUGCAGCAAACUAAACACCAUUCUUCUCAAUGAUAAUGUCUUUGAAGGGUCAAUCCCUGGUCAUGUUUUCAUCUCGAAGUGGCUUACAAGGAUUGACUUGGGUUAUAACUCACUGUCUGGUGAAAUUCCUCCAGAGGUAAGUCUUUGCACCAGUCUGGAAUUUAUUGGACUGUACAACAAUUUUCUAAGUGGAGUGGUUCCAGAUGAAAUGUUUUCUCUACCGAAUUUGAAGUUCCUUUAUUUACACACAAAAAACCUCACUGGUUCACUGCCUGAUUUACCACCUUCAUGUAUGAUUCUGGAUUUCUGGAUCCAUGAGAAUGGAUUUUCUGGUUCUUUGCCUCGUACCUUGAGGAACUGCUAUAACCUUACAACGUUCAUAGCAUCCUACAACAGAUUCCAAGGGGUAAUUCCAGCAGAGAGUUUUAAGAGCCUUCUGCAACUUGAGAUUCUUUAUCUUGAUGAAAACAAUCUGGAGGGGGAAAUUCCAGACACUUUGUGGAGUCUGCAGAACUUGAAAGAGCUUGUUCUGUCAGGGAACAAGCUGAAUGGAACUAUUGCUGAGAGGAUUGCUCAAUGCAAUCAGCUUGUGGUGAUUGCACUUUCAGGUAAUAGUCUGGUUGGUCACAUUCCUCAGUCAAUAGGAAACCUUACAGGUUUAGCUAAUCUCUUUAUUUUUAACAAGAAGCUUAAUGGCUCAUUACCUCCUGAGCUUGGAAACUGCACUUCACUUGUUGAACUUAGGCUUCAGCAUAAUUUCAUUGGAGGAACCAUCCCUCCAGAAAUUUGCAAUCUCAAGAAUCUGGAGGUUCUUUUUCUAUUCAACAAUCAUUUUGAAGGACAAAUUUCACAUGACAUUGGUAGGCUGAGCAACCUGGUGCAGCUGGCUCUGUAUGAUAACAGUUUAAGUGGUACAAUUCCUCCUGAAAUUGGCCAUUUGAAGAAAUUGAGAUUCUUAUCCCUGGCUCAGAAUGAUCUUGCUGGGGAAGUCCAAUUUGAUCUCAGCAGAAAUGUUCCUGCUUUGGUCAGAUUAGAUUUAUCAGGGAACUCAACUAAUGGAUCGAUUCCUGGGAGCUUCCCUGCUAAUAUUGGGAAAUGCUUGUCCCUCAGAAGGGUGAUCCUUAGUAACAAUCUUCUCCAAGGGCCUAUACCAUCAGAUUUGGACGAGAACCCUGGGAUUUUCUUCCUGGAAGUCCAAGGAAACUUGCUCGAAGGAAAGAUUCCCCCAGUGUUCGGUCACUGGACCAAUCUUUCAAUGUUGGAUUUGUCAAGGAAUAGGCUCUCAGGCUCGAUACCUCCGGAGCUUGGGAGGCUUGAGAAUCUGCAAAUUUUAAGUCUUUUUUCUAAUGCACUUACAGGAAGCAAUCCAUCGGAGUUAGGCCAUUGCGAGAAGAUCAUCAAACUGGACAUAAGCUUCAAUCAUCUAUCAGGAAGUAUUCCGUCAGAAAUAAUAUCAUUGCCCAAUCUGCAAAACCUUCUACUCCAAGAAAACAAACUCGGUGGAUAUAUUCCUGAUUCCUUUUCAUCCCUCCAAAGCCUAAUCGAAUUGCAGCUCGGAGCUAACAUGCUUGAAGGAAGCAUUCCAUGUAGUCUGAGUAACCUUCACCAUUUCAGUUCAAUUCUCAAUUUAAGCAACAACGAGCUCUCCAGUCAAGUCCCUGCAUGCCUUGGCAAACUAGACAAGCUACAAAUUAUUGACCUCUCAAGCAACAGUUUCUCUGGUGAGAUACCGGCAGAUAUGAACAACAUGAUCUCCCUCUAUUUUGUGAACAUAUCAUUUAAUCGCCUAAAAGGAAAAUUGUGA